Caenorhabditis angaria is the source of this 5630-nucleotide messenger RNA. The record is from the annotation of a GenBank genome assembly. Lineage: Eukaryota; Metazoa; Nematoda; Chromadorea; Rhabditida; Rhabditidae.
AUGGUCGAGGAUUUAACAGGUGGGAUUUUCAAUUUGCCUGUAAUACUUUGAAAUUAUUUUUUGAAAAACUAAUUAAUUAUUAUUUAAACUCAGACAAGUUGGACGAUUAAUCGCCUAGUAACUUGAAUUAACUGCUAGCUCAGCGAUUAAUCGCCUGUGUUAAUUUAGUUCAGGCGAUUAAUCGUAAGUUCACUUUACUAGGCGAUUAAUCGUCCAACUUGUCUGAGAAAGUAAAAAAAAUAAGUUCACGUUAUAACCAGUUCACGUCAGUUUAGAUAUCUAUUUCUAAUCAUUUCUUAUUUUAUAUAAAAAAGUAUCCAGUUCGAAAAAUUGAAAAUUCGUGAGUUUUACGCGGGAAGGGGUAUAAAAUAACUAUUCGCAUUAAUUCGUAUCAACCGACACAUUUUUUCCAAUAUAAUUCUCUGACUCACCGAAAAAAAAUUCCUUAACUGUUCUAUUUAUUAAAUUUAUGUAGUUUCAAUUUAGAUUUUCUAAUGAUUCAUAUAUAUUUUUUUUCUUUUUUCACAUCACAGUUUUCUUUGGAAAUAGUAAGAAUAAAUAUUUGUUUCUCGUCGCAAUCAAAACCAUAUAGAUAGAUAAUCCUUUCGAAAUACUAUUUCAUAUACAUUUUCAAAUCGUCUGACCAUACGAAAAACUAGAUAGUAUAUAAAUUGAAGAGACGCAAACAGUUUUGCCGAAACAGGUAUUUGAGAAAUCUUAUGUUCUUCUUUUUCUUUUUGUUUUCAUCGAUUUUGUUUUGAAUAUUUUCAUGUAAUUAUUUUAUUUAUAACAAAUGACGUUUGUGCGAAAUGUUUGAAAUUCUUGUUCAUUUUUUAUAGUUCUCCAAUAUUUUUUGAAAACAUCAGUUAUGCAAAUAUUUUUCUGGUCACUUUAGAAAACACCUGCUUUUGUUUUUUCAUAUCUGUAACGUAGAUGCUUGAACUCUUAUUUUUUAUUUAUCAAGAAAGCCUAUUUUAGGGCGACUGACAAAAUAAUUAAGAAUUUCUAUCAAGUUUAGGUUUACCAAAAUAAUAACGAGCCAAAGCGUCACUCGAAAGUUCUCAAUAAUCGUGUUUGGGCCUAUAAAGCCCUACUCAGCAAUUGGUGGAGUAUUUACAGUGUAACUUGAAGCAAUUUGUAAUUACAUUGAUGUUUUCUUGUAAAUACACGGAUGAAUCUGAAAAAGUGUAAUUAAAUUGUAUAUACAAUAUAAUUACACUUUUGCAAAAACGUGCUCAACCCUCAAAAAUUGGCAGUUAUGUAAUUACACCGAACAUUGUGUGUAGGUUCACUGUAAAAAAGGGGGAACGAGCGAUUGCUUCCAAUAUAAUUACUCCACCGAUUUCUGAGUAGAAAAAAUUCUCAUCCCCAAAAAAAUUUCAUGGAUUUUCAACCUGUCCCGAAAAGGUUCUUUUGGGCCGUUUUUUCCACAUUCAAACAUUUUUUGUCUAUCGUCACCUCCCAACGUGGUCAACCAUCCAUAAAACUUAUGUAGCACCAUUUUUUUUGUGCUCAAAAAUUUUCUUAUCAGACCAUUUUUCCAUUUUCCCUUUCCGAACAAUAUAUGAUCCUUGGUACCUCGUGUUUCCCAUAUUUUUGAUCAAAAAUCGAGUUUUUCCCGAAAAUUUUCCCGAAAACGUUUGAAAAAUCAAAUAAAUAAUUAGAUUUCCUCUAAUAGAACAAGAUUCUUUUGGUUUAUUUAACACAACACCAAAACUCAAAGAAAAUUUAGUUUUUCCGGAAUUGCUGAUAAAAUUCUUAAAUGUCGUCCGAUUAGAAAAUUGAUAUACGACCAAUCAUUUUUUUUUUUGAAAAAAAUCUAAGCGGGGAUUAUAACUUUCAGAAGCGGUUUUUGAUUGAUAGAUAGUUAAAUAAUAUUUUUGGGCUUUUUCUGAAUAAAUAAUUGUAAUUCAAUAUUUAUUCGCUCUUUGAAUCAAAUCAUGAAAGUUCAAUUGUCUCGAAAACUCAAUUACUUUAUAUUUUCUCUCAAUUUCAUUCAUAUUUUCCAUCCUCCACUUUUUGGGCCAACACAGAAUGGGGUGGACCAAAUGGGGUUGAAAUGGUAAAAAGGGGUGUAAAUUUCCUGAAGUACGAACAAAAAGGAGUUAAGUUUUUCUGAAACAAAAUGGGGUUAGAGAAAAUGGGGUUGAUUUUUUCAACUCAUUUUGUACAAAAAGGGGUUUAUCAUGCUUUCCAGACAAAAAACACAUAAAGUUACAACGAGUUUUUCUUACAUGAAUUUGUUCUUCUCAAUAGAAAUACUUCAAAAAAAGUACAGACAUUGAUUUGUGGCAAGUCAUAUUUCCUUGUGUUCACUAAGCCUAAGUAGAAGAAGUUAAAAACAAAAUUCUUUGGUUCUGUGAGUCCAAAUAUUAUGCUUAGGCUUAGUGAAACGACUAAAUAACUGUGAUUUGAAACCUGAAUAAUCUAAUCUACGAUAAUAUACUCAAUUCUGUGUGAGCUCAUAAUAUACCCCUUUUUGUAAAUUUUGAGUUGAAAAAAUGAACCCCAUUAUUUUCAACCCCAUUUGGUAUUAUGAAAAAUUUAACCCCAUUUGGUUGUACUCUGAGAAAUUUACACCCCUUUUUACCAUUUCAACCCCAUUUGGUCCACCCCAUUCUGUGUUGGCCCACUUUUUGUUGCUGUUUCGAUUUUAUUCAGAACAAAAUGCAAACAUUUUCGAAUAAAUAAAAAGUGCACAAAAAUUAUCAAUGAAAAAUUUCAAAUUUCAUGUCGCACAAAAAUGUUGAUAGAUAACUAUUAAAAGUUGUCAAUUUAUGUUUUUAUUUGUUAGGUUUUUAUUGUGAACAUUAAAAACCAGCACGUGGUACAUUUUUUUGAGAAUUUUUGUUUGAUUCUGGUUGAAAAAUUAUUCGUUCUAGAAAGUAGAACCACUUUUUUCUCUAUUAGAAAAUACGUUUAAAAAGAUGAUUUGUGACUGUGACCAAAGAUAAAAGAUAAUUUUCAUUUCUUUUCAUUUCAGAAAUGGUGACAAGCAAAGUUGCACCGGCCGAACUUAAUAAACCAAAAAUUCAACGAUUUGAAGUUGAUGAUUCCGCUUCAGCAAAUACAGUUGAUUCUUCAGAUAUUGAUAUUGAAAUUGUGGGAAAAGAGAAAGAAGUUGUGAAGAAAUCAGAAUUUCAAGGAUGUUGGACUGUUGUUGUAGUUUCGAUAUUAUUUAUUAUUAAUUUAUUGAAUUAUAUGGAUCGGUAUACAAUUGCAGGUUAGUCAACAUUUAUUUUUAUCUAAAUGUUUUAUGACACAGAGAAGUGUUAUUUUCCCAAAAAUAAAACUGUAAAUAAAAGGUUUAGAAGGAAAUAUGUUGGAUUUCUAAUUUCUGAGAAUUUCUGUAAUAUUAGAUCACAAAAGUUUGAACAAAAUGCCACAUUCCCAUACCACAUUUAGAAAAUUACAGGGAAAAAUUUUUUUCCACGAGCCAAUUUUCAAGGCAAAAUUUUUCAAUCAUUUCAAAUUCGUGGCAUUUUCAAAGAAUACCCGGCACAAAUUGAAAAAAAAAAUUCCCGAAAAUCUGAAAAAAAAGUCACGUGAACUUCGCGUAAUUAGUAUUGUCAUUUCUUCAAAAAAUUUACAAUAGAAAACUGCGGAUUGUUGCAUAGAUUUUUCAACAAAAAGUUAUCUGUAAUUUCUUAAAAUAAAAGUUUCAGUUAUAUUCAAUAAUUAUUAAAAAAAAACGAUUUCAGGUGUACUCGAUGAUGUUCAAAAAUACUAUCAUAUUGAUGAUGCGUGGGCAGGUCUAAUUCAAACAACUUUCAUGGUUUUCUUCAUUAUUUUCUCACCAAUUUGCGGGUUUUUGGGUGAUCGAUAUAAUCGAAAAUGGAUUUUUGUUGUUGGUAUUGCAAUUUGGGUUUCUGCUGUAUUUGCAUCAACAUUUAUUCCAGCUAAUGUAAGAUUUUUUUUAUUUUUCUCUAAUAUUUUCGAAAACCAAUGAUACUUUCAGAAAUUCUGGUUAUUUUUAUUAUUCCGUGGAAUUGUCGGAAUUGGCGAAGCCUCUUAUGCAAUUAUUUCUCCAACAGUCAUUGCUGAUAUGUUCACUGGUGUUCUUCGUUCUCGAAUGUUAAUGGUUUUCUAUUUUGCAAUUCCAUUUGGUUGUGGACUUGGUUUUGUUGUUGGUUCAGCUGUUGAUAGUUGGACUGGACAAUGGCAAUGGGGAGUUCGUGUAACUGGUAUUCUUGGAGUUGUUUGUCUUCUUCUUAUCAUUCUUUUUGUUCGUGAACCUGAACGUGGAAGUGCUGAAAGAGAUCAAGGAGAAAUUCAUGCAUCAGUUGAAGCAACUUCUUAUUGGGAAGAUCUCAAAGAUCUUUUAUCCAAGUGAGUAGAACAAUUUAUUAGAUUUAAUAUAACUACAUACUAAUUUUAGUGCAACCUAUGUUACAUCUUCUCUCGGAUAUACAGCAACUGUUUUUAUGGUUGGAACACUUGCUUGGUGGGCACCAAUUACAAUUCAAUAUGCAGAAGCAUCGAGAACUAAUGUAACUGAUAUUUCGAAGGAAAGAAAAGCACAGUGAGUUCUUGGAAUUUUUUUUCAGAAUUUUUGAAAGAAUUUUUCAGAAUCAAUCUUGUAUUUGGUGCCAUAACUUGUAUUGGCGGAGUUCUUGGUGUUGCACUUGGAACAAUCAUUUCAAAUGUGAGUUCGACAAUUUUUAUUUCAAAAUAUAGAAUCUUCAACUUUGCAUAAUAUUCGGAAACAAUAUAAUCUUUUUGAUAAUUCGGAAAACUGUGUCAUUUGACAUUUUUGAAAUGUUAUCUUGAUUAUUUGCAAUUAAAAUACAUAGUUUUGACCUUUAAAAAUGUCAAAAAGGCAACUUUUUCCAAAUUUUUUGAAAAUUUGGAAAAAAUUUUGGCUGUGAUCCAUGAAGGAUAUUCUGGCAGAAUUGAUGUCUUAAAUUUUUACAUGAAUGAAGGAAAUUUUUGAAAUUGUUGGACUACAUAAUUUAUAAACAACAGAAAUUUGAGGUCAACAUUUCGAAAUAUAUAUUUUCAGGCCUGGUCUCGAGGUGUCGGACCAUUUAAAUAUAUUAAAACUCCGCGCGCUGAUGCUCUUGUUUGUGCAAUUGGAGCUGCUAUUUGUAUUCCAACUCUUAUUUUGGCAAUUCAAAAUAUUGAAGAUAACAUGGCAUUUUCAUGGGUUAUGUUAUUUAUUUGUGUAGUUGCAUCAAGUUUCAAUUGGGCCACAAAUGUCGAUUUAUUAUUAUCUGUUGUGAUUCCACAAAGAAGAAGUUCAGCAAGUUCUUGGCAAAUUCUUAUAAGUCAUUUAUGCGGAGAUGCUUCUGGACCAUAUAUUUUAGGAUUAGUGAGUUUUUAAAUUUAUUUUUAUUUAUUCAUAAUUAAGAAUUUCUCUAGAUAUCCGAUGCUCUUCGUAAAGGAGAUACAAGUGCUCAAGCUCACUAUAAAAGUCUAGUCACAUCAUUUUGGUUAUGUGUUUUGAUGUUGGUAAUUUCUGUAAUUUUAUUCGGAAUCGCUGCGAUGACUGUUGUUCGAGACAAAAGAAAAUUCAAUGAAAUCAUGAGUAAGUUCAAAUUAUUGAAUUCAUAUUUUAAAAAAGUGUAACAGAUGCGACGAAACAAAAACCGGCAUUAGCUGCAGAAGCUGUAGAAGUUCAAAGAAUGUAA